Messenger RNA from Salvia hispanica, 1013 nucleotides. RefSeq names its product nucleoside diphosphate kinase 3-like. The record is from RefSeq and is a predicted model, not a curated record. Lineage: Eukaryota; Viridiplantae; Streptophyta; Magnoliopsida; Lamiales; Lamiaceae. Gene Ontology annotation, molecular function: nucleoside diphosphate kinase activity. Gene Ontology annotation, biological process: GTP biosynthetic process; CTP biosynthetic process; UTP biosynthetic process.
GAACUUCCUUCACUCUCACCCUCAGCACAACUACCGCUUUGAGUUUCUUAUCUCACCCAAAUCUAGAUCAACAUUUUCCAGAAAUGAGGUCUCAGAUUCUCAGAUCUGCCAGAUCUUUCGUCUCCGCUGCUUCCAAGCAGUCCUCUCGUUCAUUUUCGGGAGGGAGAGCAGCAGCUGCUGCUGCGGUAGUUUCAAGCCGAGGAAGGGCAGCUUCAUUUGGUGCAUCUAACUCAGGAAAUGCAUACAUGGGAUGGAUUUCAAGUGCCCUUGCCCUUCCAGCGGCAGCUUUCAUGCUACAAGAGCAGGAGGCACAUGCUGCAGCAAUGGAGCGAACUUUCAUUGCCAUCAAGCCGGAUGGAGUGCAAAGAGGACUGAUCUCAGAAAUUGUUUCCCGCUUUGAGCGAAAAGGAUUCAAGCUUGUGGCCAUCAAGAUAGUGGUUCCUUCAAAGGGCUUUGCCGAGAAGCAUUACCACGACCUCAAGGAAAGACCCUUCUUCAAUGGGCUGUGCGAUUUCCUCAGCUCUGGACCUGUCAUUGCCAUGGUCUGGGAAGGUGAAGGAGUGAUCAAGUAUGGCCGUAAACUCAUUGGUGCCACAGACCCUCAGAAAUCAGAGCCCGGAACCAUCAGAGGAGAUCUUGCCGUUGUAGUUGGAAGGAACAUAAUUCAUGGUAGUGAUGGCCCUGAGACAGCCAAGGAUGAAAUCAACCUAUGGUUUAAACCUGAGGAGUUGGUGAGCUACACAAGCAAUUCAGAGAAGUGGCUCUACGGCGAGAACUAGUGGCCUUAAAUUUUGUUACUUGAUAAUUAAAAACACCAGCAUUCAGGUGUGGAGUGUGAUCAUUAGUGGAAGCAAAAAGAUGAGAACAAUAAGCUUCCUAUAGGCAAGUAACAAACCAGCUGAAAUCAUCUGCUGCAAUAAUGUAUUAUUGAACCUCUGUUUAACCACUUUGGCUCUAUGCAUUUUUGGAUCUUAUCAUUAAUUAUAUGUCCUAUUUGAGGAUGCUUUCCUGUU